GUGGGAACAAGGUCAUUUAAUCAGCUGAUACAAACGAGUUACGGCAGACGGCAGCCCUCUGACUCACGCAUGCGUAGUGACAAUCUCUCAGAAUUUAUAACAAAAUAUUCUAGAGAAAUGUAAAAGCGGUUGAUGAAUGUAACCGCAGAAUUCUUAAACACGGUCUACAGAAGCGGGUCACUGGCUCGGAAUUUCGCAUGUCAGCGACGUGUUGUUGGCACAUUUUUGCAAAGGAAAUUGUAUGUUUCCAUAGCGCUAAGUAUCGGGGUGGUUGCCAGAAAUAAAGCUGCAGUGCAGUAGUGAGCUUGCAGCGGCAGACUGCGGUGUGCUGGCUCACCAUUCAUUGUGAUGGCGGGAGGUCGAUACGUCGCCAGUGUCGCCGCGCCUUCUGUGGUGCGCGGUCGUAAUUUGCCGGCUGUCGGUCCGCGCCGCUCGUCUGACAUUUGUGAGCACUGCGCAACCGACUGAUAUCGACAGUGAAGCCUUUAUUUAUAAACAAAUUGUAAUUACUUGUGCUUUUAAUUAUUUUAUAACGCCAGUUUCAUUCAUGAUCAAAAGUUUCAAUACUUUGUUUAGUUAUGAUAGUGAAAUUAAAGACGAUACAGUAUUUAUUUGAUGUUUUACGUGAAAGCGCACGUGACGACAGACAGUAUUACAUAAAUAUUAAAUAAUAUGGACACAAAUUUAUUUGUGAGCCGAAUGAGCAAUACCGCAGUGAACUCAAGAAGAAACAAAUGAAUUGCGCUAAAACAAUUGGAAUCAAAAUCAUUGUUACUUAGUUUUAACAUGGCGGUAGGUCGUAGAAACGUCAGUAUGAUGCGGCUAGGACGCUGCAUCGCCUUCCUCGCUGCUGCAGCAUUCCUCCUGCCUUUCACCAUUCUGCUUAUGGUGGCAGACCAGCAGUACAACCUCAGCUACAGCUCCAAACGAGUCUUCUAUCAAGAGAGCGACUUCUAUAAAAUUAAUGGAACAUAUUACGCGCCUUUAACUUCAACUAAUCCGACCAGGACUAAGUAUAUCUUCGAGAAUGGGUCUAGAGAAGAUGGUCUAUUGACAAGGGAGAAGUUUAUGGAAGUGAAUGCGAGGAUGGAAUCCCGACGUGAAUUCUUGAAGACAGAAUGCAGCAGACUUGGGCUCGAUACUUCCAGUCAUAAGUCGAAUGCCUGGGAGUAUCUUAUAAAUAGACAAUAUCAUGUUAUAUGGUGUAACAUAUUCAAAGCAGCUUCCACCUCAUGGAUGUACAACUUUAACUUAAUGGCGAACUAUUCGGCAGCAUUUUUGGACAAAACAAAAGAAGUACCCUUGCAACUGGCUAGAAGAAAAUAUGCGAGGCCAACUGCAGAGAUGAUCAAGAAGGCCCAAGGGGAUUCUAUAACAUUCCUCAUCGUACGACAUCCUUUGGAAAGAUUAGCGUCCGCGUAUAACGAUAAGAUCGUACACGCGUGGCCCAAGUCUUUCCAUGAUAAACUUGGGCAUAGGAUUGUUAAGAAAUAUAGAAAGCCGGCAGACAAGACCCGGACAGAGAAGUAUCCAGUUUUCGAAGAGUUUGUAUCGUAUGUGUUAGACGAGGCGAAGGCGAAAAGGUCUCUCGACAUGCACUGGACACCGUACACCACUUUCUGCACGCCUUGCAAGUUCAACUUCGAUGUCAUUCUCAAGUUUGAGACGCUAGAUGAGGACCAAAAGUUCCUGAUCCAGUUGGCUCAUCUCCAAGACAUCGUGAAGCCUGAAUGGAAGAAUAGCGGGAAGGGCAACACAGCUACCGUGCAUAUCAUCAGCAAUCUGUACGCGAGGCUCAACAGACGCCAGCUAGACGGCCUCUACGAUUUGUAUAAGGACGACUUCCGGCUGUUCGGCUACUCCAUAGACAGCUAUUACGACAUGAUUGACAAAGAAAAAGUAAGCAGCCACGGAUGAACCGUCAAAAAUUCGAUUUGAACGCUUCAAGAUAAUGUAUCAUUAACGCAGCAAAGGAUCGAAGGCUGAUGAAUGAAGAAUGAAUUAUUCAUCAAUGGCUGGAAAGACUGAUCGCAACACACUAAUGAUUGAUGGACAUUCUAUUGAUCCACCGGCCGAGUGAAAACUUGCCCCUUGCGUCAAUUUUCAAAUUUGUUAUCGCUGCAAAUAUAUAUUUUGUGAUAUGGCGUCUCGUAGUUCCGUUUCCGCACUAUAGACAAUAGUCAUAGAGUAAGGAUACUUUUUUAUUAACUGGCAAACUUCAAACUUGAUGAUUUUCUGACACCAAUACGUCAGUUGAACGUUGUGAAAAUAAGAUAAAUGUUCCAGAUAACAUAUUUAGUCGGCAACGAACGGUUUAAAGUAUCAAUUUGUACUGGUCUUAAGUUAUGGUUAUGGCCCCUCAUCAAUCACCUUGUUAGUUUUAAUGUAAGAGUUAAGAUAACGAAAUUACGAACUGUUGAGCUAAUCAAAAUUAUACGUAGUCGUAAUAGCUGAAUUUAGUUGUUAUUGGAGCAUAGGACAAAAAAUGUAAAUAUUGUUUUAGUUUUAUAAUGCAAACAAAAUUCCUUAGUGCUUCCAUUAUAGAAUUAUGGAAUGUAUGUACCUAUAUGAGAAACGAAGUCACUAAAUAGGGUUCUAUAGUUUUAGUUUUCGGCAUUUAAGUUUUAUAAACAAGCUCGCUUGUUUACUUUGCAACUUUAAAAAGAAGUGGCA
Spodoptera littoralis (African cotton leafworm) is the source of this 2673-nucleotide messenger RNA. Lineage: Eukaryota; Metazoa; Arthropoda; Insecta; Lepidoptera; Noctuidae. The record is from the annotation of a GenBank genome assembly.